UGGAGUGCUUCCGGGUCAGGUCACGGCCGGUUUCCCCUUCUCCUUUCUUCCUCUUCAGUCUCGCUAGCGCUGGAGUUGCGAUCUUUCCUUUAACCAAUGUCAGGAGAUGGUGAUGGUGCCCUUAGAAGUCCCUCUGAGGGAUCUUUAUCAGGAAUUGACAUCCUGCCAGAUGAGUCAAAGUAUGUUUGCACACUGUCUGCAGAGCUUAUUGCCAAAGCACGUGAAGAGCUGCAGGAAAAACCUGAAUGGCGGCUUCGAGAUGUUCAAGCCCUCAGAGACAUGGUGUGCAAAGACUAUCCUAACUUGGGAACCUGUCUAGAUGAUGCUUUCUUGCUCAGGUUCCUUAGAGCCAGAAAGUUUGAUUAUGAUCGAGCCCUUCAGCUUCUUGUGAACUACCACAGUUGUAGGAGAAGUUGGCCAGAGGUUUUUACAAACUUGAAACCAUCUGCUAUAAAGCCAGUUUUAGACUCUGGUUUUGUCACUGUGCUUUCUCACCUAGAUGAUGAAGGGCGCCAUGUUGUCUGCAUUCGACCAGACAGAUGGACACCAAGUAACUAUCCGAUUACUGAAAACAUUCGUGCCAUAUACUUAACCUUAGAAAAGCUCAUACAGUCUGAGGAGACCCAGGUGAAUGGAAUUGUAAUCCUUGCAGACUACAAAGGAGUCAGCUUAUCAAAGGCAUCUCAUUUUGGUCCCUUUAUAGCCAAAAAAGUGAUUGGAAUUCUUCAGGAUGGUUUUCCUAUUCGAAUAAAAGCUGUCAAUAUCAUAAAUGAACCUCGCAUAUUCAAGGGCAUUUUUGCCAUCAUCAAACCUUUCCUCAAGGAGAAAAUAGCAAAUCGGUUUUUUCUUCAUGGGUCAGAUCAGAGCUCGCUCCAUCGCAACCUUUCUCCAAGGAUCCUUCCGGAAGAGUAUGGAGGCAUUGCAGGGAAACUGGAUAUCUCUACCUGGAAUGAGCUGCUGCUUGCCUCAGAAGAUGAUUUCCUGUAUGACAUGUCUCACCUGGCUAUUUCCAGCGACUAUAUGCCUCAUGACCCAUUAAUGAGUGGGGAGAUAGAUGAGAAGCAAUGUGAUGACUCUUUGCGAAGCUUGAAAACACAACUCUACUCCUGCUAUUAACAUAGCCGUAAAAGCUUCCGAAAGGUCAUUCUACUGUCUGCAAAGGGAUUAUGAAUUCUGCCUUGUUUCUUAAGCUGUACCCAGAUGUGGAGACAGCUGAGGCACUUUAUAUUGGAACCAAAGCAUAUUUUUAAAAGAAGCCGUGGAGGAAGGGUGAGGCUCUGUGGCAAUCUGGCAAGAGGGUGCGUUUGGAGCCACUGUCAGUGUUUGGGCCUCUCUGAAAUGAAUUCCCCCAAAUAAUUGGCUAAUUAGGUAAUAUUGCUAAGGUUCAAAGCACAAUUACUUGAAAGCAAGAAACACUAAAAUUAAUGGAAUGCAUUUCCAAAUAGAUAUGGUUACGGUUAAAAAACUAGAAGCUCUCAAAGUGAAAGGGGAAGAAAUGCCUUACAAUUGAGGGAAUAUCUUGGGACUGGGCCGGACUGUGCAACUUGAGUGUUUUGGUCUAGCAGUCCCAUCAGCAAUAGAAUAUCCAAUGUCAAGGGAUUAUGGGAGCUGUAGAUGAAAAACAACUGAGGGAUUACAUUUGUCCUCUCCUGUCAUAUUGCCAUGUUGCCCCUUUUUCUGUGGAGAAAGGCACAAAUGUGGUAUAUAAGACCAGUUGGUUAUUUGAUGUCAGAUAAACUUCAUCCUUUUAUAUUGGUUGACAUGUUUCCUUAUACAUUCCCUUCACAUACAAACAUAAUAGACUUUUGUUUUUCAUAUGGAGUAUCCCAAUUCACAUUUACUUGAAUCUUGUAAUUGGCAGAUGCCAUGGUUAUUGCUAUAAUUGAAUGAAAGCACACACUCAUUUUGCAUAAAAGAAAGCAUCAAGCAGUCUAUGACUGUUUUUGAUACCCAUACUUGAACUUGUAAAAUAGUUAGGAAAGGAAUUGAAAGGAAAAGAAAUAAUUUAUCAUAAUUGUUCAGCUGUCAGUUUGUACCCCGCUUUGUUAAAAUUACAUUUUGGCAGAAGGACAGAUAAAUUGUUGUAGAUCUAGAUAUCUGUCCUGUAAGAGAAAAUAUAGUUGUUUAGAUACCUUUAUUUUGGGGAGAUAGCAUUUUUGGAAUCUCUGCGCAAACCAAAUGUAGACAGGGUGUUGUAUAAGCACAAUUUUUGAUUUGUAAAUGGCAAUAUUUUACAUACAAUGUGCAGUAUUUUGUCCAUGUUGUUUUGAUCUUGGUAUCUUUCAGUUUUGUUUCUGAAGUCCCUGUAUCAAUGUUUCAGAUCUUCCUUUAUUGUUGGUUUACUUUCAAGGUGUGUUCUGUGUUCACAGUUGAAUGUUCAUCCCUAUUUCAUCCUAUCAAGUUGUAGAUGAAGCAUUUGAUCCCUUUCUUCCCAUGCCUCCAGUGCUACAGGAUGAAACUUGGAUGGGGAUUGGAAACCUACACAUGUUGUCUAUUGUUCCAAUGUCAAUAGUGGAGCAAGUCAGCACUCAACAAAAUGGGAUUUUGAUAUCACCUUUUAAACAGUUGGAGCUGUUUGUUGAGGUUUUUAACUUGGUGCCAACUACGACCAGAAACUGGUGCUUAUUGUAAAUAUGAACUGUUAAGGUCUUAAGAUAUACCAUUGUAUUAUCAGUGCCAAACCUGUAUUAUUAUUAUUAUGAAUAACAACCACCUGCCUCUGUAUUGCCAAACCUAAAGGACUGCUACAUUGAAGUAUAGUUCCCCUUUGAGUAGGCGUGUUGUAUGGUAUAGUAACUAUCCAGAAGGCCGUGAAUCCUAUUUCUAAUUCCUACUGCAGGUCUCCAUUGUAUUGGUUGAAUAGGAACAGUAUAUAUUUUCCAUGCUUUAUACAGCUGCAUUACAUAGUACUACAUGGAUAUACAGUAAUUAGUAAAAAGUGAUUUACCCUUUGUCAGUAAGAGAGAUACUUGGUAGGAAGACUUCUCAGAGGUGCAUAAAUAGGAAAAUAUGGUCGAUGGCAUGCAAGGUAGUACUUGCCAGAUGUCUUAAAAGACUUUUAAGCCACCAUGGCUCAAUCAAGAAUGGUAAGGAUUACAGUCCAAGGCUAGAGUCAUGCAAGAGGCAUAAUCUUUAGUUAUGCUGCAAUGUAUAUUUUGGGGGUAUUCCACAUGAAGGUAUUUGAUACUUCCUUGCACAAGGCACCUUGUCCCAGCUGUGCAGCAACAAUGAUUAAGGACUGCUGGUGUAACACCAUCUUCCCCUUCCACAUACACAUAGGAGCUGCAGGUGUGUGCUAUAGCAGGUUCACUUGCCCACUGUCUUUCCUCGGUACACUAGUCAUGCUGAAUAUAUCCAGGAACCCAGCUAGACAUGGGCUGGCAUGAUGGAACUGCACCCAAGAACUCUUUCCCUGUUACGCAGCUGGGGAAGAAGUAGAUAAAAGAACAUCUUCCACUCCCAGCACUAGUGAACUGGUUGCCAAUUUGUUUAUUGAAUUUUGGCCUAACACAGGUCCCCCAGUCUCUAGACAUGACUAAUGGUAGAUGUAGUCAGUAAUUUGAAAAGCUCCAUCUUGCCAAAACAUGAACAUCCUUUUUAGUGAAGUAAAAAUCUUUCAUGACUGUGGUUGAAGUGUACUGCUUAAAACAGCCA
This is a messenger RNA of Anolis sagrei ordinatus, 3654 nucleotides long. It is a transcript of the gene TTPAL, whose product is annotated as alpha tocopherol transfer protein like. NCBI's taxonomy places the organism in Eukaryota, Metazoa, Chordata, Lepidosauria, Squamata, Anolidae. Gene Ontology annotation, molecular function: phosphatidylinositol bisphosphate binding. The record is from RefSeq and is a predicted model, not a curated record. Gene Ontology annotation, cellular component: membrane.